AUGUCAAGAAAAUGGGGCAGAACAUCCUACUGGAUCCUCUCGGUCGGAACGCUGCUGAACGUCGCCCUUUUCUGCGGCACAGUGUUGAUAUACAUGCAAAGUCAAAGUCCAAGCACUCCCGGACCGCUCAAAUCGGACAUCAAAGACGCCUGGGACGCUGUCCAGUACGAGACGAGAACCUUCACCGGAGCGCUCAAAUGGGAUCGAGAUUCUGGGAAUCUACAUCGGGAACAGGAUUACAGCGUCGAGUACUUUGGACCGCCAUCAGACAAGCUCGAUGAAAUCUGGGAAGAGCUAUUGCAUGAUGAGUUCGUGCCAAUGACCAAAGAAGAAUCAUCGCCAUUCCUCCCAGACCUUAGGGACUAUCCGGGCAAAGACACGCCCCUGUUUGAGCCGGGUCUUUUCCAUAGUUUGCAUUGCCUGAAUGCUUUGCGAAAGCUCGUCUCGAAGCACAUGUACAAUAGUACAUCUACGCUGGAGGAGGAUCCAAAGGAUUUCAUGCCGUCCGAGAUCGCACACAAUGAACACUGCAUGGACCGUAUCCGACAGUCUUUGAUAUGCGCGGGAGAUUUGACCCCGAGUCCCAUGUAUUGGUGGGAUGGAUUUGGCAUGGCGGUUGGAAGGACAGGACCUCAGACCUGUCGGAAGUGGCAGCCCAUUAGGGAGUGGAUGGAUGGGCGAAGGGAGCAUAACGAUAGCCAGGCUUGA
Messenger RNA from Ramularia collo-cygni, 708 nucleotides. RefSeq lists its product as uncharacterized. The record is from RefSeq and is a predicted model, not a curated record. The transcript is spliced from 2 exons. Gene Ontology annotation, biological process: mycotoxin biosynthetic process. Lineage: Eukaryota; Fungi; Ascomycota; Dothideomycetes; Mycosphaerellales; Mycosphaerellaceae. The coding region runs from base 1 to 708 and encodes 235 amino acids.